Molecule: messenger RNA, 1917 nt
Organism: Carya illinoinensis
Lineage: Eukaryota; Viridiplantae; Streptophyta; Magnoliopsida; Fagales; Juglandaceae
Product: TMV resistance protein N-like
Exons: 2
Coding region: 190-1875 (561 amino acids)
Biological process (GO): signal transduction; defense response
Molecular function (GO): ADP binding
Source: RefSeq, a predicted model, not a curated record
CAUGUCUACCUGGAACUUUCCAUCUCAGGUCGAUCAGUACUACUAGUACUCCAUGGCUAGCUUCUAUUAUAUAUACAUACAAAUUACCUCCUGAUCAUAUCUUCAGUGUUCUUCUCAUUUUCUAAGCCCGCAAAUUACCAAUAUUCCCUUCCACAAUUCAGCUUCUAAUAAAUCUCUUGAAUUGCAUUCAUGGCCACCCAAACUCCCUCUUCAUCUACUUCAGAAGUUAGUAAGAAAAGAAAAAGAAGACCCUCUUCAUCUACUUCUGAACUUAGUAAGAAAAGAAAAAGAGAUGAUUCAUCUUCGCCUCGAUGGAAAUAUGAAGUUUUCCUUAGUUUCUAUAGCAAAGACACUCGUAUGAGUUUUACGGAUCAUCUAUAUGUUGAUUUAAAACGGAAAGGCAUUCUCGUCUUUAGGGAUGAUGAAACACUCAAGCGAGGAGAAUACAUUUCUCAAGCGCUUCUGAAAGCAAUUCAAGAAUCACAAUACGCGAUCGUCAUUUUUUCGGCAAAAUACGCUUUUUCCAAAUGGUGCCUUAUGGAACUUGCUGAGAUAGUUGAAUGGGAGGAAAAGAAAAAGCUCACUGUUCUUCCUAUUUUCUACCAUGUGGAUCCUUGUGACGUGAGAAAUCAGAGUGGGUCUUUUGCAGAAGCGUUCACUGCACAUGAAAAAGAUCCCAAGAUAGACAAGAAAGAUACGGAUAUGUGGAAAAAUGCUUUGAGAAAAGCCGGCAGUAUCGCCGGAUGGCACAUACACGACAGGUAUGAAGCAACAAUUAUACAAGAAAUCAGUGGACAUCUAUCUCGGGAGUUGAAUUCUAGAUUCUCACGCCAUGAUUAUGAAAAACUUGUUGCAAUGGACUCCCAGGCAGACAAAAUGAUGGAAUUAUUGGAUAUGAAAUCAGAUGAUGUUCGCUUUGUAGGAAUUCAUGGGAUGGGUGGCGUUGGUAAGACAACGCUGGCCGAAAUAAUUUAUGACAGAGUUUCUUCUAAUUGGGGAUUUGAAGGAAGCGGCUUUAUUUCUUGUGUUAGAGAAAAAUCUGCUACUGCUCGUGAUCUAGCUUCUUUACAAAAAGAACUUCUUUCUACGAUCAUGCAAGAAGAAAUACCUAUAUGGGAUCAUCACGAGGGAAUUAGGAUGAUAAAGAAGAUACUGCAGAAUAAAAAAGUUUUUAUCGUCCUUGAUGAUGUGGAUAGCGACGAGCAACUAACGGCAUUAGCAGGGGAUCGGAAAUGGUUUGGUCCAGGGAGUAGGGUGAUCAUAACAUCCAGAGAUAUUCAUCCAUUGAGAACACAUGAUGUGAAGGAUAUCCAUAAGGUUGAGCAGCUUGAAACAGCAGAAGCUUUGCAACUCUUUAGUUUGUCAGCCUUCAAGAAAACCCAUCCAAUAGAGGAUUACAAGGAUCUAUCUAUGGGUUUUGUAAAUUAUGCUCAAGGCCUUCCUUUAGCUCUUAAAGUUUUGGGUUCCUUCUUAAAUGAGAGAGAAAUAGAUGCAUGGAAAAGUGAGAAAGAUAAACUAAAAGCAAUUCCUGAUCCAAAAAUUAUGGAUGUACUUCAAAUAAGUUUUGAUGGGCUGCAGAAAUUGCAAAAAGAUUUAUUUCUGGAUCUGGCGUGUUUGUUCCAGAAGUCCCUCCUAAGUUACGAGAUGUUAGAAAGUUGUGGUUAUUAUCGCAUCGACAUUGACGUUCUCAUUGAGAAGUCCCUCAUAAGCAAAUCAAAAUAUGGAUGGUGUCCGUAUUUGUCCAUGCAUGAUUUGCUAAAAGAACUGGGCCAGGAAAUAGUUCGCCGUGAAUGCCCUGAUGAAUCUGGAAAACGUAGUAGACUAUUUUGUUGGGAGGAUCUCUAUCAAGUACUGAAGAAUGAUACUGUAAGUUGAUUAGUGUAGACAUUAAUAUAAAAAGGUAUAUUUUCUUCCUAA